Messenger RNA from Ostertagia ostertagi, 1103 nucleotides. The record is from the annotation of a GenBank genome assembly. Lineage: Eukaryota; Metazoa; Nematoda; Chromadorea; Rhabditida; Trichostrongylidae.
GAAGAGGGUGCCUCGUCACAGCUUGCACAGCCAGGCUGGUACGUAUACGCGCCACAAUUGCUGGCUACAAAGAGCCGACUACUGCGAGCGUUAGGUUUUGAGUUUCCGCCAUCAUUGAUAGUUGUCGAUACAGCUUCGAGAAGUGUUGUGACAACAGAAGGACGACGAUUACUGGCAGACGAUGUGAAUGGAACGUCAUUUCCAUGGUGGCCACCAGCUGCGCUAGAAGUACUAAAAGGCAACAUUUUACGUCGGGUAAAUGGAGUCGUGGAAACGACAGACUUCUCAACAAGUACAAACAUACUGUUCGUGGACUGUGUCUGUGAUCCGGCGCACAAUGGGUGCCCUCCCUGCCGUCAAUGGGUGAAACAAUUAGCACCUGUCUAUGAACAAAUGAAAGCAAAUGGCAUUUCAUUGGAAAUCGUCUUUUGUUCGUCAGAUAGGACCCAAGAAGCUUUCGAUCAAUUCACUACCCAGAUGCCUUGGCCUGCAUUUGCUUAUGACCCAUCUAAAACGUUAGCAUUGACAAGAGUCUAUAACAUAAGCGGUAUUCCAUCCUUAAUUCUUCUGGACUCGUCUGGUCGAGUGAUAACAAAUCAUGGUCGAUCAUCCCUGUUAGAGGAUCCAGCUGGUCGUUACUUCCCAUGGGGACCUCGUCCUUUGUAUGAACUUAAUGAAUAUACCGUCUGUCGCUUGAGAGAUGAGCCAUCGCUGAUACUCUUCACUGAGGGCUCCGCCGAUGAUAUACAAUUCUCUCUGUCUGUGAUGGAUGGGCUCUCGAAACGGUUAUUCGAAGAACGAAUGAAGAUUGAGGAACGACGUGUGGAAGAGGCCGAAAAGAAGAGUGAUGAGAGCGCCGAGCAAGGCAAUGGAUUAUCGAAAUCGGCUAGCAGCGAAGAGUGCAGCUCGACUGGCUCGGAUUUACCGAUUCCUCCGCAAGCGGAUCCAUUACAGCUACUCUACACAGGCGAGGAUCCAAUAUGUGACCAUAUUCUCGAGUCGAUUCUCGGCCUUGGUGAUGUUGAAUUGCCAUUGAUCUGCAUUGUCGAUGGUCUAGCUGGCCAUCUAUGCGUGUGCGAUCGACCGGAUGUGUCAGAGGCAGU